UUGGGUCUAUCCACAAAGAUGGAAGCUAGGUUGGAAAGAGCUCCGUUGGAGGAAGGGCAGCUGGAUCAGGCCCAGGAAUGCCCCCAAGAUGCCCUCUCACAUGGCAGUGAAGAAGCAGUGUUGAUCUGUUCUGUUCGUACAGGUGUGAAAACAGCUGCUGCACCUCCAGGCCAGUCUCCGGUUUCUUUUGAGGAGGUGGCCAUGUGUUUCACAGAGGUAGAGUGGGCACUGCUAGAUCCAGACCAAAGAGCUCUUUAUGAAGAUGUCAUGCUGGAGAAUUAUGGGAGCGUGGCUUCUCUGGCAGCACAUAUAGAGAAGAUAGUUGGGGGAAACCAGGCGUUCUCUGUGGAAAAAGACAAGGAUGAUGUUUAUGAAGGGAAAGUUGAGGACAGAGACCAGUUACCGAUACAGGAGGGAAGCCAUGCAGACAAGACAGCAGAUAAGCCCGUUCAGUCCCAAGGAGGAUGCUUCUGUGAAAGUCCAGUCCAUGAAGUAAGGGCGCCCAAAACAAGAAGGAACGUAUGUCGUUGUGCUAAACAAAGAAUCUUCUCCAGGGAAAACACGAAUGAAAAUCUGGCCUUUGGAAAUCAAAGCCAAUAUGAAAUCCAUCUGCAAAUGCACAGUGGAAAGAAGACCAAGCAAAGCUUGGAGUUUGGAAAGAAUUGUGUUCGUAGAGCAGAGCUACUAAGCUAUCAAAGAACAGAUGAAGGAGAGAAGCCUUAUAGCUCCACAGACUGUGGCCACAGCUUCUCACGAAAAUCAGAUCUUUCUCAAAACCACUGUGGGACUCAUAAAGGAGACAAUACAUUAGUCCACAUAGAGACGUUAAAGGCCUAUAGUAUAAGAAAGGGUAAUGUACAUCUUGCAAAGCAUAGUAUAAUAAGGGCACAUAAAUGUUUUUGGUGUGUAAAAAUCUUCAGCUGCAGAUCAAAGCUCCUGAGGCACCAAAGAAGUCACACAAAGGAGAGGCCUUUUGAAUGCUCAGAGUGUGGAAAGAGAUUCAGUCACAGUUGCAAUCUUCAAGAGCAUCAGAGAACUCACACAGGAGAGAGACCUUUUGAAUGCUCAGAGUGUGGAAAGAGAUUCAGUUGGAGUGGCAGUCUUCAACAGCAUCACAAAACUCACACAGGGGAGAGACCUUUUGAAUGCUCAGAGUGUGGAAAGAGAUUCAGUCAGAGUGGCAAUCUUCAACAGCAUCAAAAAACUCACACAGGGGAGAGACCUUUUGAAUGCUCCAAGUGUGGGAAGAGAUUCAGUCAGAGUAGCAAUCUUCAGCAGCAUCAGAGAACUCACACAGGAGAGAGACCUUUUGCAUGCUCAGAGUGUGGAAAGAGAUUCAGUUGGAGUGGCAGUCUUCAACAGCAUCAAAAAACUCACACCCAGGAGAGACCUUUUGAAUGCUCCGAGUGUGGAAAGAGAUUCAGUCAGAGUGGCAGUCUUCAACAGCAUCAAAAAACUCACACAGGGGAGAGACCUUUUGAAUGCUCAGAGUGUGGAAAGAGAUUCAGUCAGAGUAGCAAUCUUCAACAGCAUCAGAGAACUCACAGAAAGAAGAGACCUUUUGAAUGUUCAGAUUGUGGAAAGAGAUUAAGUCAUAGUAACGCUCUUCAAGAGCAUCAAAAAACUCACACAAAGGAGAGACCUUUUGAAUGCUCCGAGUGUGGAAAGAGAUUCAGUCAGCAUGGCCAUCUUCAAGAGCAUCAAAGAACUCACACGAAGGAAAGACCUUUUGAAUGCUCAGAGUGUGGAAAGAGAUUUAGUCGGAGUGACACUCUUCAGAAGCAUCAAAGAACGCACACAAAGGAGAAACCUUUUGAAUGCUUAGAGUGUGGAAAGAGAUUUAGUCGGAGUGACACUCUUCAGAAUCAUCAAAGAACACACACAAAAGAGAGACCCUUUGAAUGCUCAGAGUGUGGGGAAAGAUUCAGUCAGAAUAACAGUCCUCAACUCCAUCAAAGAACUCAUACAAAGGAGACCUUUUGAAUGCUCAGUGUGUAGUAAGAGAUUUAUUUAUUUAUUUAUUUAUUGUUUCGAUUUAUAAACCGCCCCAUCCCCUGGGGGCUCACAGUAGCCAUCUUAAAAGGCAUCGAAGAACUCACACAGGGGAGAGACUUUUUGAAAGCUCAGAGUGGAAAGAGAUUCAUCAGGCGAGGCCAUCUUCAAGAACAUCAGAGAACUCACACAAAGGAGACACUUUUUGAAUGCUCAGAGUGUGAAAAGAGAUUCAGUCAGUGUGGCCAUCUUCAAGAGCAUCAAAGAACU
This is a messenger RNA of Sphaerodactylus townsendi, 2262 nucleotides long. Its product is annotated as zinc finger protein 883-like. Gene Ontology annotation, molecular function: DNA-binding transcription factor activity; RNA polymerase II cis-regulatory region sequence-specific DNA binding. The record is from RefSeq and is a predicted model, not a curated record. Gene Ontology annotation, biological process: regulation of transcription by RNA polymerase II. Lineage: Eukaryota; Metazoa; Chordata; Lepidosauria; Squamata; Sphaerodactylidae. The transcript is spliced from 4 exons. Bases 19 to 1983 code for a protein of 654 amino acids.